AUGUAUGACUUCGGCCCUGCAAAAGUGAUGAAGCAAGAGAACCUCAAUGGCACCACCUCCCAACCUCAGAAUGGCAAACCGAAACCGGUGUUUGCAGCCCAGCGAAUCCCCUUCAAUCCUGCGCAAGGUCCGAAGAAGUUGGUGGUGAAGAACCUUCGAGCCGCUCCUCGACUAGACACAAGGCUGUAUUUCGAGAAGACGUGGGCAGAAGAAGACAAGGCACUCGACGCCAUCUUCGGUAAUGAGAAGGAUCCAUACUCUCUAGAAGAGCUCUACAAGGGUGCAGAGAACACAUGUCGGCAUGGUCACAGUGCCGACCUCUACCACAAUCUGUGCAACAAGUGCGAAGCCCAUCUCAACUCUUUAAGAGACAAGAUCAAGCGAGAAGAGGUAACUUCUUCAGACAUUGACUGUCUCAAAACAUUUGUCAACGCCUGGCAGACGUGGCAAAGGCAGCUGCAGACCGUACGACAGAUCUUUUUCUACAUGGACCAAACUUAUUGCCUGCGGUCUCCCGACAAAACAAGCAUUUCACAAAUGGGCUUGACCAAGUUUCGCUCGACUCUUUUCCAGGAACCUUUCAUCAAGCAGAAGGUCCUCCAGGGCGUCAUGACUCUGAUGGAUUACGACCGUAAGGGAAACCUCGGUGAAAAUGACCGAGGUCUUCUGCGGCAGUCAGUUGACUCUUUCCACGAAUUGAGCACCUACACGAACGACUUCGAGCCUAUAUUCCUCGUAGCAACUGAGCAGUACUUUCGAAGCUGGCGAGAGGCGGAAUCAGACAAAGCCUCAUUAGGUAAUUAUGUGAAUAAUUGUACCGAGCUCUUUGCACGGGAAAUGGCCAGAUGUGACUGGCUGACUCUGGACCGCAACACCCGCAUCAAGAUCUCCGAGCUAUUCGACAGGGUUCUGGUCGAAGAGGAGGUCGAGACACUUUCCAACGAUGAUGGCAUCCUUGAUCUUCUGGAGGACGACAAAUUUGAAGAAUUGGAAAGAGUCUACACCUUGCUACAACGCAAAGGACACGGCAGCUUGAUCGUGCCAUGCUUUAGCAAGUAUGUUGAGACGGAAGGAUCAGUCAUCGUCUUUGACGAGAAGCGAGAGUCAGAGAUGGUCAUUCGACUGCUCGAAUUCAAGCGAAGGCUCGAUCACUACCUCAAGUAUUCUUUCCACAAGAACGAGACGCUGGGGAAUGCCUUGCACAAGGCGUUCGAGACGUUCAUCAACAAGACCAAGAAAUCCCAGUCAAAUUGGGAUACCGACAAUGCGAAACCCGGCGAAAUGAUCGCGAAGCACGUCGACCUCCUCCUCAAAGGCGGCGUCAAAGCAGUGCCUCGCCUCCAGACUCAAAAGACCGACCUGUCCAAACCUGAUGAAGAACAUGAUUUCGACGACAACCCUGCGGACGAAGAUGCCGAGAUCAACCAACAUCUUUCCAACGCCCUCGACCUCUUCCGCUUUGUCCACGGCAAAGCUGUGUUCGAGGCCUUCUACAAGAAAGACCUGGCCCGUCGCUUGCUCAUGGGCCGUAGCGCCUCCUUCGACGCUGAACGAAACAUGCUCACGCGCCUAAAGAAUGAAUGCGGCGCCGCCUUCACGCACAAUCUCGAGUCCAUGUUCAAGGACAUGGACCUCGCACGAGAAGAAAUGAUGUCCUAUAAUCAAUUGCUUGACGACAGAGGCGGGAAAGAACCCGGCCUCCCCGAUCUCCACGUAAACGUCCUCUCUGCGUCAGCAUGGCCCACGUACCCAGACGUUGCAAUAAACAUCCCCCCACACAUCACCAAAGUCAUGGCCUCCUUCGAAAAGCACUACAAGGCGAAACAUUCCGGCCGCAAACUGACUUGGAAACACGCCCUGGCCCACUGUCAUCUGCGCGCCAAAUUCCCAAAAGGGAACAAGGAACUUGUGGUGUCGGGCUUCCAGGCGGUCGUCCUGUUACUGUUCAACGACAUCCCCUCCGACAAACAUCUAACGUACGCCGAGAUCAAAGCCAGCAGCGGCCUCGUCGACGCCGAACUGAAACGUACGCUCCAAUCCCUCGCGUGCGCGAAAUACCAAGUCCUCCGCAAACAUCCCCGCGGCCGCGACGUCAGCGACACCGACACCUUUGCCUUCGCGCACACCUUUAGCGACGCCAAGAUGCGCAUCAAGAUCAACCAGAUCCAACUCAAGGAGACGAAGGAGGAGAACCGCGAGACGCACGUACGAGUCGCGGCGGAUCGGCACUACGAGACCCAGGCCGCGAUCGUCAGGAUCAUGAAAUCUCGCAAGAAGAUCGGCCACAAUGAGUUGGUCGUCGAGGUCAUCAAGGCGACCAUGUCCCGCGGCGUGCUGGAUCAGGCCGACAUCAAGCGGAACAUUGAAAAGUGA
Molecule: messenger RNA, 2373 nt
Organism: Cladophialophora yegresii CBS 114405
Lineage: Eukaryota; Fungi; Ascomycota; Eurotiomycetes; Chaetothyriales; Herpotrichiellaceae
Exons: 1
Coding region: 1-2373 (790 amino acids)
Biological process (GO): DNA damage response; protein ubiquitination; ubiquitin-dependent protein catabolic process
Cellular component (GO): Cul4-RING E3 ubiquitin ligase complex
Molecular function (GO): ubiquitin protein ligase binding
Source: RefSeq, a predicted model, not a curated record